ACCAAACUGGCGCUUUUUCAUAGUGGGAAGUCAUUCACAGACUCUCACAGCUUACAUUAACUCCCUUCUACUUCUUCCACUCCCAUUCCCACCCAACUUCUUCACCUUUUUAUUUUUAUUAUUUUUUUAUUAUUAUUCAAACCUCCAAAGUAGCAGCAAAAUUUCCAAUAAAAAUAAUAAAAGUUUCAGACUUUACAAUUUCUCCACUCAAAAUUUUCACUUUUCCGUUUGAUAAAUUCUCCAAACGUUUUUUUUACUUCCCCUUUUCCAGAAAUUUUUAAUCUUUUAGGGUUUUGGUUGUUGAAGAAGACUCAAGAGUUUGAAGCAAAGUGGAGUGGUAAAGUAUUACAUAACGAGUGGGAAGCGGAAGGGAAGAGCAGCAGGGGGGAUUUGAAUUGUUAAAGCAUGAUUUUUCGGUCCCUCUUACUCUCUCUGGAAUUGUCUUUCAAUAAAACUAUGAUCAGUGAGAGUUUGCAUGCUUAAUAAUUGUGUAAUUUUUCGCAAAAGUGGUGUGAUAAAGAAGUUCUUCCAAUUGAGCUUGACCAUUAUGGAUCAGCAAGGGCAUGGACAGCCUACAACAAUGGGCGUAGGUAAUGCAUCCCAAGCAUCAUAUAGUGUGAAUCCAUAUCAGCCUAACCAAAUGAUGGGUCCCUCCCCUCCUGGAUCAGUUGGAUUGUUGCAAUCUCCCACUCAGCAAGCUGGUUCUGCUGCCUCUGCUCAGCUUGCGCAGCACCAGCUUGCUUAUCAGCACAUCCACCAGCAACAACAACAGCAAUUGCAACAACAGCUGCGGAAUUUUUGGGCAAAUCAGUAUCAGGAAAUCGAGCAGACUUCUGAGUUUAAGAACCAUAGUUUGCCAUUGGCUAGGAUAAAGAAGAUCAUGAAGGCUGAUGAGGAUGUAAGGAUGAUAUCUGCUGAAGCACCAGUCAUAUUUGCCAGAGCCUGUGAGAUGUUCAUUCUGGAGUUGACACUGCGUUCAUGGAAUCACACAGAGGAGAACAAGAGGCGAACAUUGCAGAAGAAUGACAUUGCGGCAGCCAUUACAAGGACUGAUAUUUUCGAUUUUCUGGUUGAUAUUGUUCCAAGGGAGGAUUUGAAAGACGAGGUACUUGCAUCAGUUCCCAGAGGCGGUCUUCCUGUCGGAGCACCUGCAGAUGGUCUUCCUUACUAUUACAUGCCUCCUCAGCAUGCUCCACAGGUUGGCACUCAAGGUGUGAUGGUGGGGAAGCCUAUGAUGGAUCAAGCUCUUUAUAGCCAACAGACUCGCCCUUAUAUGGCUCAGCCUGGAUGGCCACAGCAACAGCAACCUCCCAAUGAUUCUUGAGUGGAAGGGGGGAGUCCUCAACAUACCUGAUAUAGACACCGUGGAUCUUAUUAUCGUAGUUUGUAUUUGAAUGUCAAUGAUUAAUAGGGUUUGUCUAGAAUGCAAUACAGAUUUAACACUUGGUUUCAUAUCUAGCUAUUACAGAUAGAAAGGGCUUGUUUGAUACUAAAAAAAAUUCUGUAAAAGAUGAUUGGUAAUAUAUAGGAUAUUUGGAUUUCAUGUUUC
Ziziphus jujuba (common jujube) is the source of this 1549-nucleotide messenger RNA. Its product is annotated as nuclear transcription factor Y subunit C-9. NCBI's taxonomy places the organism in Eukaryota, Viridiplantae, Streptophyta, Magnoliopsida, Rosales, Rhamnaceae. Gene Ontology annotation, cellular component: nucleus. Gene Ontology annotation, biological process: regulation of DNA-templated transcription. The coding region runs from base 476 to 1324 and encodes 282 amino acids. The transcript has 3 exons. The record is from RefSeq and is a predicted model, not a curated record. Gene Ontology annotation, molecular function: DNA binding; DNA-binding transcription activator activity, RNA polymerase II-specific; protein heterodimerization activity.